AUUUAAUUAUGAUCAAAUAACUAUUUAAAUUAGGCACUAAUGUAUGUGGUUAAAGAAUCGGAAAAAACUUGAAAUUAUUUAAUUACUAUCAAAGAUUCUAUUUUACAACAGCCACCCAAAGCAUCGAUUAAUUAAAAACCAAAUUGGCAGAAUUAAAUUCUAAAUUUUAUGAGAUUGAGGAAUACAAAUAAAAGGAAAGUAUCAUGUUAGAUGUUAUAGACGUAAAGAAGUAAUUAAAUACUUUACUAUUUCCUAAUAAACAAGAAGAAAAGUAAUUAAAAAUAAUAAAAUUUAUAGUAAGUUUUAUGAAGGAUACAGGAGAGAUUUGUUGGUACUUGCUUAAUUAAAUUUUGAGAAUGAUAAAAGAGAAGAAUGCAGCAAACUCUUGAAUGAAAUUAUGUAGGGAGAUUUUAGGAAUGAAUUUAAAGAUCAUAAAGAUGAAAAUUAAGCUUUUCUCACAGGACUAUUUAUGAUUCAUUGCAUGUCAAAUUUAGAUAAAUUAUCUAUUGCUGAAUAAUCUGCUGGAGAAGCCGUUUAAUAUCUCUAAUACUUUAUUGAUAAUUAGUGCCCCAUCUAUUAAGCCUCUAUUUAAAAUCAAACUCCAACCACUGACAAUUUAUUCGAAUAAGAAUUAUAACAUAUCCAAAAUAUGGUCACUCACUUGUCAUUAUAUUCAAAAAUAUGCUAAGAAAGAGGAAAGUUUAAUGAAUCUAUUGAUUAAUUGGGAAUUGCUGCCACUUUGUUAGAUAAUACAGGUCAUCUAUUUAGAAAAAGUAUUGAUUUCGUAUAAUUUUAGUAUUCUCUAAAUAAAUUACCAUAAAAACAGAAUUAAAGGAGGAUGAUUUGAAAAGACACUUUAUGAACAUUCUCAUUAAUGAAGCUAUAAUAUUGAAAAACUUAGCAAAGUCUUGUUUACAAUUAGGAAGAUUCGAAGAUGGUAAAUAAUUAAUUGAUGCUGCAUUAACAUACUUUGAUUAUUUAAUUGAAUAAAAGUUAUUGAGUCAAAAUGAUGAAAACUACGUUGCUACUUUAAUUGAACAAUUUAAUUACUUACACCAAACAAAUGGAAAUGUGGAGGACAUGAAAGUCAUCAAAAAUAAAUUAGAUGAUAUUGCCAAAAAUACUAAAGAAAAUGAAAAUACUCUGUAUUCGUUGAUUAGAUAUGAACUAUUUCUUAAUAAAUACUUUGAAACUGACAUUUAGAAAUUAAAUGAUCUGAUGGCAAAAAUAUAACAGGAUGUUCCAAUGCAAUUAGAAUUCAAUUAACAACGCAUCUAAGCACUACUUGCCAAAGGAGAUCAUAAGAAUGCUUUCGAAUAAUGCAAAGCAUAAAUAAAUAUUCUUAAAUCUUAUUUUGAUUCAUCCCAUUAAUUGUAUGGAGAAACUCUAGUUACAUUAUUAGAGUUGGCAAUCAAUGAUUAAGACUUUUUAUCAGCUAAAGAUUACAUAGUACAAUUGUCAUCAUAAUCCUAUAAUAUAACCUACAUUUCUGACAUCGAAUAAAUUAUCAAAUUCUAAAGGUUAAGAACAGAGUUUUUGGAAAGAUUUAAUCAAUAGUAAUCAAAUGAAUAAGUACAUUUCAAUAUUUAUUUUUAGUUAAAAAAGAUUUUAGAUAAGAUUGAAAGUAUAGCAUUUACUAAAUUCUCUAAUUCAUAUAAGAAAAGUUCAAUCUUAGCUGAAUUUUAUAAACAAAUUGGAGACAAAAAUUUGCAAAAAGAAAAACUUUAAGAAUGCUUAAAUAUUCUUUAACAAAAUGUUACAUUUCACAAAAGUGAUUUACUUAUCCAAUCAAUUAAAAAGUCUAUCAGUGAAAUAUAAUGA
Molecule: messenger RNA, 1821 nt
Organism: Paramecium octaurelia
Lineage: Eukaryota; Ciliophora; Oligohymenophorea; Peniculida; Parameciidae
Source: the annotation of a GenBank genome assembly